CAUGUUGCCACAAUGAACAAGUGGGACCCCUAGCGACCGGAGCCCGUUACUGGUUUUCCCCACGGAUGAGAGGAUGAGGCCGGAGUCCGGAGAGAGGGUGAUGCUGUCUUGUCAUCCGUUUGUCACCGACGUUAGUGAAUGACAGCAACAUGAACAUGACGACAUUUUGAAACACUCGCCGUUGAGACUCGACUAUCUCCGCGCUGUGUUCGCGUCGGUGUAGCACGAUGAUGGCGUCCGUCUGCACAGAGGAAGACGUGCAGGAGUUCCUGAUGGAGAGAGGAGGGAGGGUCCGACAGAUGGAGCUGAUCGAUCAUUUCCUAGCAGAUCUCGGGGGAAAUGACCCGUCGAAGGAAGGGGUAGAUCGCGAGGUCCUCAAACGUGUUGUGGAGAGCGUGGGGUUCGUGAAGGUGGAGGACGGCGUGAAAUUUGUUUGUUUAAACGCUGACGGUCACCCAGAGUCGAUGAUGCGUGCGGACGUUGAGUGCAACGGGAAUAUCCACGAGCCAGUGGACAACAGUGUCAACGGCAACCACGAAAACAGAGAGCAAACAGGUGAAUCCAGCCCACCUGGUGCAAACCCGGAUAAUGACAGACAGUCGAAUGGCAACGGACAACCUGCAACCUCCUCCCAGAUAAAGAUGAAUGCUGCAACACCAACCUCCGGAGGCAGAGGAGAGGUGAAGCUGAGGGACAGGAGGAGGCGAGAGUCGGCCCCAAUUAUAUCUGGGAUUCCAGAUUUGGACCAGGCUCACCCUGGUUGGUUCCACAGUCAGCAAGUGCGAGCAGCACGAAGGGUUUCCAAGGGUUCCCAGCGGGCCAUGCUGACCAGCUGCCUGUCUGAAGACAGUGCCCUGGAAGGUUUUGGUCCAGUUGGAGAUAUCAACACGCCUAAAGGAAGUCGCAGGAACUUCAUAGAGCUGAUGAUGAGUAGUUCUCCUCAGGUUCGGAGGUCUCUGAUCGACCGCGGCUCACGCCUCCGAGACUCACUGAAGAGCGACGGCGAUUCGGUAUCAAUCGUCUCAUCAGCCACCGAUGAAGACUGUGCCUCAGUGACUCUGGACCCACUGGAGCACGAGUGGAUGCUGUGCGCCUCAGACGGCCUAUGGGAAAGCCUGCACUCCCUGUUAGCUGUCGAACCCAGCCUGGUGACCAAGAGAGACUUUGUGACCGGCUUCACUUGCCUCCACUGGGCGGCCAAGCAAGGCAAAGCCGAGCUGCUCUCCCAGCUGCUGGGCUUCGCCAAGGAGAACGCUAUACCGGUGAAUGUAAACGUGAGAUCAAGUGCUGGAUACACACCGCUACACCUGGCAGCCAUGCAUGGACACACACAGGUGGUUCGGGUAUUGCUGUCAGACUGGGAGGCAGACCUCGAGGCUCGAGACUACAGCGGAAGACGAGCCAUCCAGUAUCUUCCCCCGCCGCUGGCUGCUGACCUGCAGGACGAGGGACUGGUCACCUCACCGGGGACUGAGUCAGACAGCGAAAACACCAGUGGCGGCAGUGGUGGAAAAGGGCGUGCGUGGAGGUUUCCUCGGGUCCUGCCAGGCAGUCUGAACCCGCUGCGGCUGCUGAAUCCACCGGCUGAGGCGGCGGAGGAGGGAGCCGGGAAUGUGAAGAUGAAAGGAGAGGGAAUGCAGAGGAAGUCGUCUCUGAGCCGCUUAAACGCCAGGCUGCACAGGGGGCGCCACCGAGCUCAGAUCAUCCACAGCGCCUCAUUUCGGGACACGGGGGAAUUUGGGAGAGGAGAGGAGCUUCCCAGCAGUCCGCUUCGAACCAGACCCCUGUCCAAUCUGUUUGGGUGAAACACCUGUCUGAACCAGCAGUGCAUCAUUUUUCAAUCAGUCUGACAUUGUUUUGAUUCACAGGAUAAAGUUUA
Molecule: messenger RNA, 1879 nt
Organism: Solea solea (common sole)
Lineage: Eukaryota; Metazoa; Chordata; Actinopteri; Pleuronectiformes; Soleidae
Gene: sowahca
Product: sosondowah ankyrin repeat domain family Ca
Exons: 4
Coding region: 228-1805 (525 amino acids)
Molecular function (GO): protein binding
Source: RefSeq, a predicted model, not a curated record